AUGCUCAAGAACAUUGCCCUCGGCCUAUUGGCCGCUCAGAGCGUCACUGCCACCCGGUUCGCCAUGUACAUUGACCACGACCUCCCCGGUACAGAACAGACCCAGGACGUCGACUAUGCUGUGAUGGCAUUCGCAAAGACAACUCUCUUCAACUCGGACUCGGCGCCGUCUUUCACUCCAUUCCAGCCUGUCGAUGAUAUGCGCAAGCGCUUCAGCCCAGACACCAAGCUCAUGAUCGCCAUCGGUGGAUGGGGAGAUAGUGCAGGGUUCUCGACCGGCUCAAAGGACGACGCCAGUCGCAAGCGCUAUGCCAAGAACGUCGCCUCCAUGCUCGAGACCAACGGCUUUGAUGGAGUCGAUAUCGACUGGGAAUAUCCCGGCGGCAAUGGCGACGACUACAAGACAAUCCCGAACAAGGACAAGGUCGACGAAAUCGAGAACUACCCCAAGUUCCUCGCCGCCCUCCGCGAGGCUAUCGGCAACAAGACUCUUUCCAUCGCUGUCCCCGGCCGCCUGCAAGAUAUGAUCGCCUUCACGAAGGAGCAGGGCCCCAAGAUCUUCGAGACUGUCGACAUGGUCAACGUCAUGAGCUACGACUUGAUGAACCGCCGCGACAAUACUACCUUCCACGCCAGCGACGUCGCUGGAUCCCUGGAGACUAUCAACGCAUACCUCGACAUCGGCGCUAAGCCCGAGCAGCUCAAUCUUGGAUUCGCCUACUAUGCCAAGUGGUUCGAGACGGACCCUAACUCUGACUGCGACGAGCACCCGCUCGGCUGUGCGACUGUCAAGCUCGAGAACUCCGACGGCAGCGACACCGGCAAGUCUGGCGCCGUGACUUUCGAGAAGAGCCCCGAGUACAUGCCAGCUGCUGUCACUGAAUCCUGGAAGCGUGCGCAGAAGGGCGGCAUGACUGAUGAGGAGAAGGGUGGCCAGUACUUCUGGGAUAAGGAGACGAAUUACUUCUGGACUUGGGAUACUCCUGAGAUCAUCACGCGCAAGUUCAGUGAUAUCGUUGAUGCUAAGAAGCUUGGUGGUGUUAUGGCUUGGAGUCUGGGUGAGGAUACGCUUGAGUUUGCUCAUUUGCAGGCGAUGCAGAAUGGUGUUCGUCACUCUAACCAGAAGAAGGCUGAUGCUACGAUGGUUGCUGCGAAGAAGCCUGUCGCAAAGAAGCCUGUCGCGAAGAAGCCCGCUGCCCAUAAGCCUGCUGCUAAGAGCCAUGCCUAG
Molecule: messenger RNA, 1227 nt
Organism: Penicillium manginii
Lineage: Eukaryota; Fungi; Ascomycota; Eurotiomycetes; Eurotiales; Aspergillaceae
Product: glycoside hydrolase family 18 protein
Exons: 3
Coding region: 1-1227 (408 amino acids)
Biological process (GO): carbohydrate metabolic process; chitin catabolic process
Cellular component (GO): extracellular region
Molecular function (GO): chitinase activity; chitin binding
Source: RefSeq, a predicted model, not a curated record